UACACCGCUAUAUCAGGGGAGACAUGGAGGAAGUACAUCUCGGGCAUGUGCCUUGCCAAUCCACUCCACAGCAAAGACUCCGACCUCUCGCUGGAUCUGACGUCUCCUGAAGACCAGUCUGCUGCUCCAGAUCCUUCCUCCUUUGCUGGCUUUAUGUCAUCACGAUGCCGCGCCUACCUCCAGUCGCACAGGCCGGUUGACCACCCCGUUCCGGGCGCUCUCGACUAUGGCUGUAACUGCUACUCCUCCGGAGAGGAACUCAACGCGGAGUGCAUCAUCGUAGGGGCGUGGAGGAGCAUGUUGACCUGGCUCGACAAGCUUUACGCAGACCCGACGUAUGCGGAGGUAGAGCUGCUCGUUGAAGAAGACAUUGACGACGGUGGCUGGGAUCAGUGGAGGAAACAGGGACAGAAGGCAGAGGAUGAAGAGUCGCCAAAAAAUGGCGACGAAACGUCCCAGUAA
Molecule: messenger RNA, 462 nt
Organism: Rasamsonia emersonii CBS 393.64
Lineage: Eukaryota; Fungi; Ascomycota; Eurotiomycetes; Eurotiales; Trichocomaceae
Exons: 1
Source: RefSeq, a predicted model, not a curated record